Molecule: messenger RNA, 449 nt
Organism: Cloeon dipterum
Lineage: Eukaryota; Metazoa; Arthropoda; Insecta; Ephemeroptera; Baetidae
Exons: 4
Coding region: 29-340 (103 amino acids)
Source: RefSeq, a predicted model, not a curated record
ACACGGCAUAUUCAGUGCUCUGAAAAAAAUGACUCGUGUGCUCCUCUUGCUCGUUGUCCUCGUGACCAUCCAGGUCGUACUCUGCAGUGACGACUCUCCUGGACUGCCCGGAUCACGUGGAUUGCAAAAGAAGGCCUGCGAUGGUGACGGAAGUUCUGGGGUUGCUAGUGACUACCCAGAGGGUGUUGAUCCAUCAAACCGGCUGACGAAACAGCGAAAUCAACAAAACACAAAUGGCAGACUCCAAAGAGCUGGAAACAAUAACGGCAAUGGCCAACGCAAUCAAAGACAAAAAGGAAACAAAUAUCCAAGGACCACCACCAGCACCGAGUCCCCUUAAAUUCUUCAAUUAAAUUACCACCACGCACAGUAAACGACAAAUUUGUUUGUAUUAAAAGAACAAUUAUUGAUUUUGCUGGAAACUAAAUAAAAAUCGGCUAUAAUUUUAA